GGAGGUGAUGACGGAGCCAGGGGCGAGGCCUGGCGGCGCCCGCUGCUCCCGACCCUGCGUUGGCGGAGCGCCGCGAGAGGUCCCCACGGAUGCCUUCAGCUCUGCUCUGCUCACCUCCCUCCCUCAAGGACACAUCCUGGAGGGCGUCUGCGGGCUCGGGGAGACUGCGGGCCGUGUGAGCGCUGCGACCGCUGGCGCGCCAGGCAGCCGUGGGUAUGUCUGCGCGCUCCAUGCCCCCCGUCGGGCCGGGCGCGCUCUCCAAGUCUGGGGCGCCGCUGGGGGCGCCGCGUGGCCCCGCUCCCCCGCCCCCGUUUCCUGCGUCCCUUUCUUCCGUCUGGGGCAACCGCAACGAGUUGGCCGAGCUGCAGGCUUCCCUGGGGCGGGGGAUGGGUCCAGCGCCGCUCGCCGUGCUUGCCCGCGUAGGCUAUUCUUGGCCGGCGCGUUCCUGCCUGCGCAGGCACACCGGCGCGCGCUCGUGCCAGAAACUGUGGGCGCCAGCGGCCUCGAUUCACGCGCUGUGCUCAUGAGCCAAGAGCCCCCUCGCCUCGCCCCGUGACUGGACCAGGGCCAGCGCUGGGGCUUCCUGGCACUUGACUGCAGCCAGUGGCCCCCGCUCCCCAGCUGGAGGAGUACC
Molecule: messenger RNA, 634 nt
Organism: Prorocentrum cordatum
Lineage: Eukaryota; Dinophyceae; Prorocentrales; Prorocentraceae
Source: the annotation of a GenBank genome assembly